CCACAGACGUCAGAUUGACAAGAAGCACGGAAACCGGAGCGUCCGACACAAACCGAAGACCUGACACCAGACCAGUGACCUCCUGCCGCUACACGCUGUAAAGGCUUCUGUUCGGGUUUCUGUUCCUCGGAGGGUCUCUGCUGUUUCAUCUCAAGAGUUUUCUGGAAAAGUUGCCGUCAUGUCGACUGCUGUGGAAGCGACCGGUUUGAUCAUGUGCAUCAUCAGUUGGCUGGUGACCGGAGCCUCGCUGUCCAACGACUACUGGAAGAUCUCCUCCGUCUCCGGCUCUGUCAUCAUCUCCCAGAGGCAGUUUGAAAACCUGUGGCACGCCUGUGCCGAGAACAGCGCCGGUAUCGCCGAGUGUCGGGACUUCGAGUCGCUGCUCGGCCUCCCCAUUCACGUGCAGGCGUGUCGCGCCCUCAUGAUCAUCUCUCUGCUGCUGGGCCUCUGCUCCAUGGUCGUGGCUCUGCUCGGAGUCAAGUGCAUCAAGAUCGGCUCAGCCACCGACCAGUCGAAGGCCAAGAUCGCCUUCUGCGGAGGAAUCCUCGCCCUCCUCGCCGGUCUGUGCUGUAUGAUCGCUUGUUCCUGGUACGCCUACAGAGUCGUUCAGGACUUCAACGACCCCUUCCACGGCGGCGUGAGGUUCGAGCUGGGUACUGGCCUCUUCCUGGGAUGGGGAGGAGCCUCUUUGUUCAUACUGGGCGGAGCUUUCCUUUGCACUGCCUGUAGCCGAGCAUCAGCUGGAGACAAGAAAAGAGGUUUCUAUGGAAAACAACCACAGAAGGUCUACAAUCCAUCAGCCAAGUCAGAUCCAGAUACAGGCAGAGCUUACGUCUAGUUACGCACACUCACAGACACACACAAACACACAUGCACACACACACACACCGCUCCUCCAAAUAUAAGAACUUCUAGUUU
This is a messenger RNA of Platichthys flesus (European flounder), 918 nucleotides long. RefSeq names its product claudin 15-like a (gene cldn15la). Gene Ontology annotation, biological process: cell adhesion; bicellular tight junction assembly. NCBI's taxonomy places the organism in Eukaryota, Metazoa, Chordata, Actinopteri, Pleuronectiformes, Pleuronectidae. Bases 179 to 838 code for a protein of 219 amino acids. Gene Ontology annotation, molecular function: structural molecule activity. Gene Ontology annotation, cellular component: bicellular tight junction; plasma membrane. The transcript is spliced from 5 exons. The record is from RefSeq and is a predicted model, not a curated record.